GGUCUGAGUUCCAAAAUGGGGUACUGGGAACUUCAGGAGGGGAAAGAUUGCGUCGAGAAGACAUGGAUUACCACCAAGGUGGCCACCGCUCUUGGACUGGUCGGCUCGGCCUACCACAUUGUUGCAUACCAGCCUGAGACUGCAGUCGAGGCUCUGCAGAGGGCAACAUCUGGCACAGUGACCAUGGCUGCGCUGGGGGCGAUUUUCGGUAUGGCCACGUGUCUCAGUGCUCAGGCGCGUGACGCACCUGACGAUCCCCUAAACUACUUCAUCGGCGGCUGCGCGUCGGGAGUCUUUCUGGGCGCACGAACUCACAGCGCCAUCACGGGCACCGCCAGCUGCCUUGGCCUGGGUACACUGGCCAUGCUCACUAAAGUGGGGAAAAUGGAAGGCUGGAGGAUCACUGGCCCCCCCAGACUCUAGCCCCCCCCCCCACCCGCUCUAUCUCUAAAUACAGUGUUGUGUUUAUGUUGU
This is a messenger RNA of Chanos chanos (milkfish), 474 nucleotides long. RefSeq names its product NADH:ubiquinone oxidoreductase subunit A11 (gene ndufa11). The record is from RefSeq and is a predicted model, not a curated record. NCBI's taxonomy places the organism in Eukaryota, Metazoa, Chordata, Actinopteri, Gonorynchiformes, Chanidae. The coding region runs from base 16 to 423 and encodes 135 amino acids. Gene Ontology annotation, cellular component: respiratory chain complex I; mitochondrial inner membrane. Gene Ontology annotation, biological process: mitochondrial electron transport, NADH to ubiquinone. The transcript has 4 exons.